UCAGUUGGCGUAUGAUAACAAUAAACAACCUAGAGACAAGAGAUACGCACCAACUGAACCUGCUGCUCCAAUUCGACAAAAACGAACCGAAAAUAUGAGCCGCGACGGCUACAGUCGGUUGAAGUAACGCCUCGUCGGUUACCGUGGGAGUCUUGUCGGUCCUGACACAAAGGAUUUUCAAGUUUUCGUGUGAAUUCUAGGAGACAACUACAGUUACGGCUUACUCCUUCCUUAGCCCCUUUUAGCUAGCUGUGGCUCAUUCCUUGUUUUAGCACACUUUGUUUUCGUCUGUUAUGCAGUUGCCAGAGGACUGUACUUGCACUCGUUCUCCUCCGCCACCUCUUCGCUCCCUAUCCCCGCUCUCUCUGGCCCUAUGUCUCGCUGGCUUUUCCCCUGGUCAGGCUCAAUUAAGAAGCGGGCCUGUCGGUACCUUUUACAGCACUACCUCGGUCACUUUCUGCAGGAACGACUGAGCCUUGACCAGCUGGGCUUGGACUUGUACAACGGCAGUGGUGUCAUCAAAGAAAUCAACCUCGAUGUGUGGGCAGUCAAUGAGCUGUUGGAGUCUCUCGGGGCUCCUUUGGAGAUAGUGGAAGGCUUUGUGAGCAGCAUAGAGGUGACCAUCCCCUGGCAAGCUCUCCUAACUGAUCACUGCACUUUAGAGGUCUCUGGUCUUCAGAUAACAUGUCGACCCAAGUACCGGACCAGUGGGGGUUGGGACUCACAAGGAUGGUCGUCCAGCAUGACGUCCAGCAUGCAGUUGGCUCAGGAGUGCCUGAAGGACCCCCCGGAGGCGUCAGAGGAGCCACCUGCCCCUCUUGAGGGCCUUGAGAUGUUUGCACAGACUAUUGAGACAGUCCUCCGUCGCAUUAAAGUCACAUUUCUGGACACUAUUGUUCGCAUCGAGCACCAGCCCCUGGACCUGGAGACAGGCGUUGCCUUAGAGGUGCACAUCAAACGGCUGGAGUACUUUGAUGAGGCAGUGAGAGAUCCAGCCAGCCAGACUGCUGUGCCUGUUGACAUCCAUCAGCCACCUGCCUUUCUGCACAAGAUCCUCCAGCUGAGCACUGUUCAGCUGCUCUAUGACAGCAAUGGCAUAGUUCAGGGUCCUCUUGAGGAGGAACUUCCAAAUUCAGCCACGGCUAGUGAUGGAGAGGAGGAUGAAGAGGAGGACAAAGAGGAAGUCAGGCCCACUACAGCCACUUCAUGCCCUCCUCAGCCUCUGCUCAUUGGAAGCUGCUCUGGUUUCAUCGAAACCACCGUUAAGAUCAAACAGAAUGAUAUGCUGCCUGGACCAAAGUUGGAGCUGGACGGGAAGGUGGGCUGUGUCCACAUGCUGCUGUCUCCAGAUCAAAUAACCCAUCUGACAGACCUGCUGGCAGCCCUCUGUAUAGACAUUGAACCGGACACAAAGUGUGGUGGAGUACACAGUCGUCCAUUAGACUCGGAUGACCUGCGCAUGAUCGAGGAAGACCUCAGCAAGCAGCUGGGAUACAGUCCGAGGGAGUUGGAGACUGAACCUGACCUGGAGCCCUACGUAACCGGCUUUGAGAAUGGAGAAAUGUUUUACUCUAUGGGUCCAGCUGGUAUGACCAGUAGCGUGACAUCUAUCCGCUCUGGAAGUGAAUUGUCAGACAGUGACAUGGAGUCCUCCACACACAGUGUAUCCAGCUUCUCACAGCCCACAGUGCUGUCUGCACAGGGCUUGAUCACCUGUCCCAGGAGAUAUCCUGUAGCAGGCUGCCUUUCCAGCAUCCCUCCAGCCAGUCGGACCAGAGGGCGAUCACACAGUGGCCAGGCAGAGCGGAUGAAGCCUGAUGCCUUGUUGCGACUGUCCAUUGGUGGACUCACAUUAACCCUGCUAGAGGAGGAUCCCACCUCUAAAACUGAUGGAGCCUCCUCAUUGGCUCAGGUUUCUCAGGUGUUUUUCAGGGAAUUGACCCUCAAAGACAGCAUGUUCAGUGAGAGGGACUUCAACCAACUGAGAGUCCGCUUUGCAAAGGCCUGCCCACACUCUCAUCUGAGACUGACAGGAGCAACAGUCCAGGUUGCAUGUGAGAUGCGCAGUGGAAGACGUCAUUGUCGGGCUGUGACCUCUGACAUUUCAUUCGGCAGAAUGGAGCUGUUAGAAUGCCUUUGGGAAGAUGGGAAACCUCAGUACUGUGAGCUGCUUCAGUUCCAGAAAGCUGGGCUGUUUACACUCGGAGCUGCCGGCAGACCGUGUGCCCAAUUACAUUACAGCCUCACUGAAAAACACCAGCGCAAGGGUAAGCAGCGGGUGGUGCGGCGUGACAGUGUAGUGCGGGUGGAGCUGGCAGAGGCGAGUGCAGAGCUGGACCUGGACAUCCUCAGCCGUCUGGGUAGCCUCAGCAAAGCAUUCAGCCACUCUUCCACCCAGACCUCCACAUCUGGACUCAUACAGAACCAGAACACUGAGCUUUGCUCUUCCUUCACCCUGCACGCCCCACACGUUGUUCUCAGGCUGCGCUUUCCCAUACCGGACUUGCGACCUCUUCCAAAGCGCCGACCGCCAACCCAAAGAGCAGUGAGGGCGGAGACCCUGGUGCUGGAGCUGACGGAGCUGGAGCUAAAGCACCAGGAGGCUCCAGACCUCCAGAGUGAGCAGGCCAUCCCAGGGCUACUGGGGGCUCCAUGUCUGACUCAGUUGCUGGAGGCCUCCUUCACUGACCUGCACGGGUCAUAUGAGGGCUGGGAGGGAGGCUCUUUUCCCUGUAUCAGAGUGAGGAAGAGCAGCGAGUCACUGCCAAGGAUAUCUGUGCAUGUGCGUGGAGGUGAGACUCCGGGCCCAGCAGCAGGUCUGAGUGGGCUGAACCCAGGCCUCAUGAGGGACCUGGGGUCCGCCUUCUUUGACAGUCACUGUGAAUUCAAUGACAAAACCAGCUCUCCAUUUUCUUCCAAUCGCACCAUGUUUGAGACUGAAGAGAUGGUGAUUCCAGCCAACUCAGAAGAGAUGCUUCAGUUUCAGGAACACUGUGUUACCCAGUGUCACUGUGCUGUUGACAUCAGCCUGCCUCUGGCCUACAUCUUUCUUCCAAGCAAACAGGCCUUUCAGAGCAUCUACAACAGGAUCAAUAAUGAUCUCUUGAUGUGGGAGCCGCCUCCCCCUCCUCCCCCUACAUCCCACAGCACCGACCAGAGCCGCCAUCACCAUGACGAGUUCCAGCUGUGCAAGUCAGCCUUUAGACUGGACUCCGAUUCAGAGGAGGAUGAGCCUCGGUUCUUCCUGGCCAACGAUUCGUCUGGAAGGAUGCAGCAAUCAGCUCAUCACCCCAGCCACAACCUCAGCCUCCUCUCCCUCACUGUGAUUAUCGGGAAGGGUCGCCUCCAAGCCAGAACUGACAAGAAGGAGGACCAAAGUCAUGGAGAGAUCAUGCUUGACCUGGAAGGGGGCAAGAUUUUCAGUGUGGCACAGCAUCAAAAUAACCCCAAUCUCAAUUUCCUAUGUCUGGAAAGCCGACGAGUGGAGCUCUACCACCGAGCUGUGGUGAAAGACACCCCACUCCCACAGCGACUGGAGAUACCGUGCUUCACUCGACCAAAGCACUUGGACCCUACCAUCUACCCCACAGAGGUGGGAGUGAGCAGUGUGAGUGGCAGAGAGGGGGAGCAACAGAUGUUGUCAACAGCCAUCAAAAUAACACUGGACUCGCAGAGAAACGUCAAGGAGUUCCUAGUUGCCCUUCAACUUCAAGGUGCCACUAUGCGACAUUACAUGACGCAGACCAACCACAGCUGGCACGAGCAGCUUGUUGACUUCCUGGAUGUUAUUGAUGAUCCCAUUCUUGGAUACACAGCACCUGCUGUUAUCACUGUCCUCCACACACACCUGGCUUCUUGCGCUGUUGAUUACAGGCCUUUGUAUCUGCCCCUCAGAGUGUUGUUCACAGCAGAGUCUUUCUCUCUGUCUAGUAAUAUCAUUGUAGACACUGCCACCUUCCACCUCAGAUUCAUCCUGGAUGACUCUGCCCUCUACCUCUCUGACAAAUGUGAGGCUGAGACUGUGGACCUAAGGAGAGACUAUGUGUGUGUUCUGGAUAUUGACCUUCUGGAGCUCGCCAUCACCACAUGGAAAGGCAGUAACACUGGCAAGCUGUCUCAGCCUCUCUUUGAGCUCCGCUGCUCCAACAACGUGGUCCAUCUCCAUACCUGUGCAGAUUCCUGCGCUGCCCUCAUCAAUUUUUUGCAGUAUCUGGUCUCCCAGGGUGACCUGCACCCCCCACCCCGCCACACCUCACCCACAGAGAUCGCUGGCCAAAAAUUACCUCUCUCAGAGAGUCCAGCUUCUGUCCUCCCAUGCCCCCCAGCUGAAACAGCUGAGAUCAACCAGUAUGACCUAGCUGAUGCCUUAAUAGACACGGAGAGAAGCCACAGAGAGGAGAGUUCAGAUCCUGGUUCACCCUCGGUGCUAAGAGGCUCACCUGUCUCCGUUUACCUGUUCCCUGGUGAAGCCCCAAAGCAAAGUCCUUCUGUUCUGCAGAGGGAGGACUCUGACCUGGACGGGUUGGUUGCUACAGCAACCGAGGCUCAGGCAGAUAUGGUAUCGGAUGAAGGCUCAGAGGGCUCCACCGACAAUGACGAUUUCUGCAUUUUGGAGGCUCCCGGCAUGGGCAUCCCUCCCAGGGACGGGGAGCCUGUGGUGACCGUGCUGUCCCAGAGCCCCAUCAAGGUAAAGGACAGUCACUUCUCUCGGCCUCGAGGAAGCUCAGACCUGCUGCGAGCCCCGAGUCGCUUCCCGGUGCCUCAGAGCAGGGUGGUGCUGAGGGAGAUCUCCGUGGUCUGGCAUUUGUACGGGGGCAAGGACUUUGGUGGCAAAUCCAUUUCCAUUCAUGCUCAAAGUGCAAACAGGAGUCGUUCUGUCCCUGCCGGUGUUCGUGGGUCUCCGUCUCGCUCUGUCGCCCCCUCCCGUCCCCAGAACUCCUGGCGCUGGGCUGGGGGCAGCGGCCGUCAGCACACGCUCCUGAUGGAAAUCCAGCUCACCAAGGUGUCCUUCCAGCACGAGUCAUUCCCGGUAGCCGUAGCAGGGCAGGAAGGGGAGGGAGUGGUGGCAGCAGCCGUGGUCGGGGUCGGUCCUGGUGGCGAGCAGCCUCUCUCCAGGCAAGUGUUCAUCGUCCAGGAGCUGGAGGUUCGCGACCGACUGGCCUCAUCACAAAUCAACAAAUUCCUCUACCUCUACACAAGCGAGAGCAUGCCCCGCCGAGCCCACUCCAACAUGCUGACUGUGAAGGCCCUGCAGGUGUGUCCGGACUCAGGCCUCGGUGGUCCCGAGUGCUGUCUGCGGGUCAGCCUGCUGCCGCUACGACUCAACAUAGACCAGGAUGCGCUGUUUUUCCUGAAAGACUUUUUUAGUAACCUUGCCUCCUCUGUUAACCCUUACCUGCCUGUGGACCCUGCAGCUGAAGUGAAGGCAGACCCCUCCCAAAGGGGUUCUGAGGAGGCGGAAACAGCUGCGGGUCUGGGACCUGACCUCACAGCAUCUGUGGAAACUACCUACAGCGAGCAGAGUUCCUCCUCCGCCGGCUCCUCCUCCUCCUCUGACCAGCCAAUUUACUUCCGGGAGUUUCGUUUCACCUCUGAAGUGCCUAUCUGGCUGGAUUAUCAUGGAAAACAUGUUGUCAUUGAGCAGGGGACGUUUGCAGGUAUUUUGAUUGGUCUGGCUCAGUUAAACUGUUCUGAGCUGAAGCUGAAGAGGCUCUGCUGCCGGCAUGGUCUCCUUGGUGUAGACAAAGUGAUCCAGUACGCUGUCACUGAGUGGCUGACCGACAUCAGGAAGAACCAGCUGCCAGGCAUUCUGGGAGGUGUUGGCCCCAUGCACUCAGUGGUUCAGCUGUUCCACGGAGUGAGGGAUCUGUUCUGGUUGCCCAUAGAACAGUACAGGAAGGAUGGCCGCAUUAUUCGAGGUCUCCAGAGGGGAGCUGCAUCCUUCGGCACCUCAACAGCAUCGGCUGCUCUCGAACUUAGCAACAGGCUUGUGCAGGCCAUCCAGGCCACAGCGGAGACCGUCUACGACAUCUUGUCUCCGACGCCACCCCUGAAUCGCUUCGCCAUCAAUGAGGGCCGAGCGCCCAGCAGUCGACCCCGCCGAGCCGCCCAGCCUGCAGACCUCCGAGAGGGAGUGGCCAAGGCCUAUGACACCGUCAGAGAGGGAGUGAUCGACACGGCUCAGACUUUGUGUGAUGUAGCAUCCCGUGGCCACGAACAGAAGGGUCUCCCUGGUGCCGUGGGUGGUGUCCUGAGACAGAUCCCGCCCACCGUAGUCCGACCCUUGAUAGUUGCCUCAGAAGCGACCUCCAACCUGCUGGGCGGCAUGCGGAACCAGAUCAAACCAGACGCGCGGAAAGAGGACUUCCUCAAGUGGCGCACUGAGGACUCGCAAGAGUGACAAGGGCAUUUUGUGUCAGUAUGAGGGAGAACAAGUGUGAAUAUGUUGUCCAGAUUUGGGAAAAACUCAGCUGUGUGUGUGUGUGUGGGUGUGUGAAGUCAUGAGAGUUAGAUGUGUGCUCUGAUGCAAAAAAAAAAAGAAGAAAAGCGACAACUAACUACUACUGCAAUUACUGACACCCAGUGUUUUAGGUGGCUCCACGAUAUAUGAGCGUACCAGAUUUUAUUCCUCUCGUUCCACAGCAAGAGCUCUUCUCAUAUUCGGUCCCUCAGUCAGCAGAUUCUUUGUGUGUCUGUGCAAAUACAUCACCGCUGUCUCUCAGCUGGAACCCGGAACAGAGCGGAUCACCUGAAGACAUGGACUUGUUGCACUUGAAGCACAACAGAUUGUUCGUAUCUCAGUCAAGGCAGUGAUUCCUGGCACAAGUUAAAACAUCCUCCUCGAUGCGAGGACAUCAGACUAACACAAGGUUUGGCCACAACAAAAAGCCUUCUGAGAUGAAGAGUCUCAGACUUUAGAAGAAGGGGUCAGGAAUGACAAAGGGCUUCAUCGCAGUGUUUGCAGCAUGUGAAUGGAGCAGCUUUGUUCAGAUUUUACUCAUAAAGGAAUCUAGAGGAAUAUUUUGAAGUGUCCUUUGAUAACACCCUCUUUGAUGGUUUCCAUCCUGACUGUGAUACGAUGCUGCUUUUUUAACUUUGGCUCUGCUAUGCACCCUCUCCCCUCAAUGCCGUCAUUUGUGCCAUAAACCUUGCAGAGUGCUCUUUUAACUAGUUCUCGUUGCCUUCCUCAAACCUGCACCCUCCUAACAAAAAGUAUAACUCACGCUGACCCCAACCAGACUGAAUAGAAACACGUGAAGACUCUGAACUUAGUAGCAUGUUGGAUUCUGUUAAAGACUCAGAGUUAAUAGUUUGACUUGCUGAUGUCAGUUGGUAGUUCUGCUUACCAACAGCUCUGUUUUCUGGAAGGGUUAGGCCCCUGAUUCUGAGAUGAGUAAUAACCCUGCUGUCCUUGCUUUGUCCUUUAUCUUUAGCUGCCUUCCUGUAUUUUUUUUUAUUUUUUAUGUUUCACUGCUUGUUUUUCGUUUUGUUAAAGCAUAGGUAUUGUCAUACUCAUUACUGAAAUAUAAAUGGGAAGGAUGUGAAUCUGAUGAUUGUGGAGGAAGGAAAAUUUUACAUUUUUAUCUUUUUCUUUUAAUGAGUGUAAGGGAUGUGUGUCUCUCUGUGUGGGUGUGUGUGUGUGUGCGUGUGUGAGAUGUACAUUUGUGAGCGUGAAUGGUGCAUGCCUGAAGGUGGCAGUUGAUUCUUGUUGCACCACGUGUGUGAUAACUAUUUACUAUCAUAAACUGUAUGAAUGACCUGUAUAUUACAAAAACAAGUAUACAAAAUUAAU
Molecule: messenger RNA, 7792 nt
Organism: Menidia menidia (Atlantic silverside)
Lineage: Eukaryota; Metazoa; Chordata; Actinopteri; Atheriniformes; Atherinopsidae
Source: the annotation of a GenBank genome assembly